AUGGACACGACGAAAAGCAAAAGCACCAGCGCCCUAAGCAGCGAAAGCGGCACGACGAAUUUGUCAAAAUACCGCGAAAUGGAACAUACUUCGGCGACAAAAAAUGGCGCAGACGGAGAACUGUCCGCCCUCUCACUGAAGAGAAGUAUUCCACCUUUCAGCAGAGAUCGCAUCUACGCGAAUGGCCAGACAAAAGAAACAAAGCUGAUAGAUAGCGCAAACCCCGACUUCGUAGGAAAGGCAAUAGAUACCCAAACUUGUAUCCCUCAAAACAAAAAUAAAAUGACAGAAAUCCCCGAAUUGAGGUUCAUAGAUAAAAUUGAAUAUGACCCAUUUGUCAUCGAAAAGUUAAGGUAUGUUCCAAAACAAGUUACUAAAUAUAAUAUUAUCGAAAAGCCAGUAAUAAAAAACAUCGUGACAGAAAAAAAAGUGGAUGUUCUAUAUGUUCAGGAGAAGAUAAGUUUUAAAGACCAGGAAAUUGUGGAGGAGGUUUAUCACUACGUUGAUAAGGAUAACGAGAGGAUCUUAACUGAUCAGGGAAGACCAUCCCCUAGUGGGGCCGUUUUACCCCUAAGGGGGAUGACUCAGGGGGAGUGUGACUCAUCGACGUUAUGCCCCUACGUAAAUAGCGACAUCAGACGAAAUAGUAUUCAUCAUACCAACAACCAUAAUGAUAACAGGAACAGUAUGGGGGUUGCCUCAGAUGGUGUGUUGCCCCCCCUACUGGAACCAUUCGGACCGCAAGUAAACAUAACAGAAAAUAAGAUAUUCGAAAAUGUGUUCGUACCAAAGGUGGAAAAAGUCGUUGAAGUGAAAAAGAAAAUAGACAUACCGAUCAAUUUACCAGUUCCUUACAUAGUUCCUAAACCGAAAAUCGUAGAUGUAGACAUUCCCGUUUUUAAGUUUAAUGAUAAAUAUGUCCCCGUGCCAGUUCGACAAAGGAUCAUACCAAAGGUUACAUGGACAGAUAGAGUUUACAAAGUCGACUGUGUGGUGGAGAAGCCAUAUCUGGUCUAUCACGACAUAGUAAAAAUUGUGCCAACUGAUACGAAAAUUUCCGUUAGAGAGUACCCAAAGGGAAUAACUAAAAUAAAUCCCGAAGAAUUAUACGAAGUAGAUAAUUUGGCAUUGUGGAUGAGGGUAAAUGCUGACUUGAAAGAAGAAAAGGACGCUUUGAAAAGAACACAAGACAAUUGCUCAGAUCAUACAUGUGAAUGUUCCAACUCGGAUUCGUUUGAGGAAUGCUCUUCCACUUCAGAGUUGAAUUCUUCCCAAGACGGGGCAACUACCAUCAAGUCGUCUAAUGAAAAUGUUCUGGACACGCUUCCCAUCCACCCGGGACACCCCCUCGAGAUUGUUCACUUGCAGAAUAAGUGGAUCAAGCAGGACACAACGAGAAUGCAGGAAUUGUACCAGGAUGGCUUCUUCGACGCACACAGAAAUGCAGUGUUUAACUUGGCCACUCGAAUUCCGCGAGAGGCAGAGAUAGAG
Molecule: messenger RNA, 1491 nt
Organism: Plasmodium cynomolgi strain B
Lineage: Eukaryota; Apicomplexa; Aconoidasida; Haemosporida; Plasmodiidae
Product: membrane skeletal protein
Exons: 1
Source: RefSeq, a predicted model, not a curated record